Ogataea philodendri is the source of this 477-nucleotide messenger RNA. RefSeq lists its product as uncharacterized. The transcript is spliced from 2 exons. NCBI's taxonomy places the organism in Eukaryota, Fungi, Ascomycota, Pichiomycetes, Pichiales, Pichiaceae. The coding region runs from base 1 to 477 and encodes 158 amino acids. The record is from RefSeq and is a predicted model, not a curated record.
AUGAAUCAUCGAUUCCCUCUGCUGGAUACAAAUCCUCGUCACACUGGUGUUGGAAUCGAAAUCGCUCUCAUUAAACCACGCAUUCCGUCGGCACGUUGCUUCAAAAACUCGUUGAUAGACUUGAAUGUAGCAAUUGCGUGCACCAUCAGCAUCAAUUGUCUUCCUCCUUGUUCUGAAUCAUCAGGAGUCAGUUUGAGUUUAACCUGUUUAGCCAUCGACGAUGCUCUUGAAUUCAUGUUGGAAGAGUUCCAGUUUGCGCCAGAGCUGAUAAUCUCAAAAGACUCUGUACGACUCAAUGCUUCCUCAAGCUUUUUGACAAAAUAUACCAGAGGCAAAUGUUCGUUGUUGCCCAAAGGACUGAAUGUUGAGCAAAAGAUUUCUUGGAAUGCUCUUAAACACUCUGAACUCUCAUGUGCAGACUCGUCAUUAAACAGCUCAGAAAGAAGUGGUAUCACUCCUGAUGAUAUCAGCUCAUAA